Messenger RNA from Betta splendens (Siamese fighting fish), 1062 nucleotides. Its product is annotated as endonuclease domain-containing 1 protein-like. The transcript has 2 exons. NCBI's taxonomy places the organism in Eukaryota, Metazoa, Chordata, Actinopteri, Anabantiformes, Osphronemidae. Bases 1 to 891 code for a protein of 296 amino acids. The record is from RefSeq and is a predicted model, not a curated record. Gene Ontology annotation, molecular function: nucleic acid binding; metal ion binding; hydrolase activity.
AUGUCCGCCUUCUGUGCUCUGGCUGCAUUCGUCCUGGCUUUGAGUCUGUGUGGAGCCGACGUUGGGGACUUCGCUCCUUGCCUGCAGUUCUUCUACAGGUCAUGGCCUCCCAAAGGUCUGGCAGGGACCCCGAUCUGCCAGCGCUACGCCAACCAGCACCACUUCGCCACGCUGUACAGCCGGCCUCGCCGCUCGCCGUGGUUCUCAGCUUAUCUAUACACAGCACCUGCCGGGAAAAGGCCGGCAGCGUCCUGGAAGUACGAGCCUCAGCUGGCCGACCCCCGAGCUGCCGGCGACAUGAUCCCCUUCCCUCCGGGCCCCGUGGACCAGAACGUGGUGCAGAGCCAGGCCGUGGAGCCGGACUACAUCAACUCCACCUACACCCGCGGCCACCUGAACCCCAGCCUCCACCACCGGAGCCACGACGCCCGCACCGCCACCUUCACGCUCACCAACGUGGUCCCUCAGAAGGUGGGCUCCAACGACGGGCCCUGGGAGGUUCUGGAGCAGGCGGUCCACAAAACGCUGGGGGCCUUCUGUCUGGGAGACGCCUACGUAGUGACGGGCGUCAUCCCCUACCGCGGCGGGCAGCGCUGGCUCAAGGAGCACCGGGUGGCGGUGCCCGAGUACCUGUGGUCAGCCUACUGCUGCCCCCACUACAACCACAGCCUCCCACAGGAGCUGAGCGGCACCUUCCCCACCUACGGCGCCGUGGGCCGCAACGACCCCAGCAGCGGCGAGGAGAUCGUCCCGGUCAGCCAGGCGGCGAAGAGGCAGUUCAGAGGGUACGACGUGCGGAGGAUGCCCCUGCACACGCUGGAGAUGUACCUGAGGGACCGGGUCAGCGCCGAGCUCAGCCUGUUCUAUGAGCAGUGCCUCGGAUCACGCUGACCCGGGCCACGACAGAGGGCUCUGACCACUGGAGGCGCCUCGCAGCGCUAUGAUGACUACGAAGCAGCAAACGAGGGUCAGUUUGUGAAAGAAGGUAAACACAGUGAUCUGUAAAUAAGAUGAAAUAUAUGCAACAAAAAGUAGAAACAAUAAUAAAAUUCACAGAAAACA